AUGCUUUCGAGCAUCAGUGGCCUGACCAAUACGAUUAUCGGCGCGGGCAUGCUCGCGCUGCCGCACGCAUACGCCAAGAUGGGCUGGCUCCAGGGCUCGCUCUUGGUCGUGCUUUGUGCGGUGGUGACCAACUUUGGUCUCUACCUAAUCAAGCUAUGCGCGGACCGUAUGGACAAGCGCGUGAACAGCUUUUACGAUAUGACGAGCCAAGUGAUGCCGUCGGCCGUGUGGUACUUUGACGCGACGAUCUUUGUCAAGUGCUUUGGCGUCGGUGUCUCGUACUUAAUGAUUAGCGGGAACCUCAUACCGCAGGUCAUCCUGAGCCUUGCGCGCGCGCUGGGAGUUGGUACCAAGAGCGUCCCGAGCUGGCUCCUGAGCACGCCGCUGUGGAUUCUUGUGUGUCUCACGCUGAUGGCGCCGGCAUGCUUCUACCGCAAGCUGGACUCGCUCCGGAUUAUCGGUUACCUGAACAUGGGCGCGGUUGCCUACCUCUUGCUCAUCCUGUUCUACUACUUUGUGAACAGCUCGGCGGCGCACCUGCCGUCGCACGGCGAAAUGGACGCGGUGCUCGUCUCGACCGAUGUCCUGCGCACUUUCCCGAUCAUGGUGUUUGCAUACACCUGUGCGCAGAACAUCCUGCCGGUGUACAACGAGCUGCAACACAGCACCGUGGAGCGCUCGACGCUCGUUACAGUCAUCUCAGUCGGCGCCAGUGCGCUCGUUUACCUUGUCGUGGCGCUCGUGGGCUACGCCACCUUCGGCUCAAACGUGAGCGACAACAUCAUCGCCAUGUACCCCGACACGAAUCUCUUUGUGUGCUUCGGCAAGCUGUCGGUCAUUGCGCUGACGCUCACGAGCUAUCCGAUGCAGCUCUAUCCUUGCCGCGCUAGCCUCCUCAACAUGCUCGAGGUGAACGUCGACGUGCUCUCGGCCACCGAGGCCGAGCAGUCGAUGCUCGGUGCCAGCAGCGGCGAGAUGGACCCGGUGCUCCACCGCGAGAUCGGCGAGCGGCGCUGGACUGUGCUGACGCUUGCGCUGAUGAGCGCCGGCCUGUUUAUCAGCAUGCUGGUCAACGACCUGUCCGUGGUGCUCGGCAUUGUCGGCUCGGUCGGCAGCACAACGAUCAGCUUUAUCCUGCCGGCACUGCUCUAUCGCUCCAUCUUCCGAGAGGAUGCCAAGUCCCCGCUAUACACGGCUGCGACGGCGCUGGGCGUGUGGGGUGCCAUUGUGCUCGUCCUGGCGCUCACGGUGAACAUCUCGAAAAUCUUCCAAGGUUUGUAA
Malassezia japonica is the source of this 1281-nucleotide messenger RNA. RefSeq lists its product as uncharacterized. Gene Ontology annotation, molecular function: L-amino acid transmembrane transporter activity. The record is from RefSeq and is a predicted model, not a curated record. Gene Ontology annotation, biological process: amino acid transmembrane transport. Lineage: Eukaryota; Fungi; Basidiomycota; Malasseziomycetes; Malasseziales; Malasseziaceae. The transcript has 3 exons. The coding region runs from base 1 to 1281 and encodes 426 amino acids. Gene Ontology annotation, cellular component: fungal-type vacuole membrane.